Messenger RNA from Symbiodinium natans, 528 nucleotides. The record is from the annotation of a GenBank genome assembly. NCBI's taxonomy places the organism in Eukaryota, Dinophyceae, Suessiales, Symbiodiniaceae.
AUGUUCUCAUGGUGCCUCGGCAAUGCCGGCACAGUUCCUGAUGAGCACAGCCACGCAGCUCUUGUCAUAGACUUUCCGGAUGAGAACUGCUAUGCACAGUAUGAGACCCACCAUGCUUUCCGUGACAAAGCGGAGAGCUCACAAGUGGACGAAGGAGACUUAGAUGCUUCCAUCUCCACGGCGGCCUCUUCCUUCCAUGAGGAGGUCGGUACGGGGGAAGCUGAGAAGACGUUGAAGCUGACCUUCAAGACGCCAGACAGGGAGCAUGUCGAGGUUCUCUUCCACUCCACUCCGCUGUGCGUGCGCUUCUCGAAGAGUGUGCCUUUGACUGUCACGGCGGUUGGCACGGAAUUUUCGGGCAGCGCUCAUGUGGAGACAUCCUGGGUGCUCACGCAUGUAGAUGACCUACGGGUAGAUACGGACUACAAGUAUGCAGCGCACCAGAUCAGGUUAGCUACGAGGUCGCUUCCCCGCAGAACAUAUCUUGCCGGGCGCGACGAGAUCGUCGACUUUGGCCGUGAGAUUUAG